AUGGCUUCCGAUACUACCAAAGAGGUGCUCACUGACCUCUCUCCGGUCAUCAAACUAUACAAAGAUGGCACUGUCGAGAGACUCUUCGGUUCAACCCAAGUUCCUCCGUCGCCGGAUGACCCUGCCACCGGUGUAGCCUCCAAAGACUUAAACAUUUCGCCAGUGGUUCAGGCCAGACUAUACCUCCCAGAACUCACAGAACCAAACCAAAAGCUCCCAGUUUUGGUUUAUUACCAUGGCGGUGGAUUUUGUAUCGGAUCCGCCUUCUCUUUCCUCGAUCAACCUUACAUUAACAUAUUAGCGGCUGAAGCAAACGCUUUGAUCGUUUCUGUUGAGUACAGGCUCGCCCCUGAAUACCCUUUGCCUAUACCCUAUGAAGAUUCCUGGACUGCUCUUCAAUGGGUAGCUUCGCACGUUACUGAAAAACCUGGCAUCGAAAAGGAACCGUGGCUAACUGAGCACGGUGAUUUCAGUAAAAUCUAUAUAGGUGGUGACAGUGCUGGAGGCAAUAUAGUUCAUAAUAUUCUUCUCCGAGCUGGGGCCGAAACGUUACCUGGGGACGUGAAAAUCGUGGGUGGAUUUCUAUCUCAUCCUUACUUCUGGGGAUCAAAGCCAAUUGGGUCCGAAACAAAAGAAGAAAUUGAGCAGAGUCUACAAUAUAAGGUUUGGUUAUUUGUUUAUCCAUCAGUUCCUGGUGGGAUUGACAAUGCCAUGAUCAAUCCAUUUGUUGAAGAUGCGCCGAGUUUAUCGGGGCUGGGGUGUUCAAGGCUGCUGGUUUGUUUAGCGGAGAAGGAUCCAUUGACGUCGAGAGGAAUUCUUUAUGUUGAGACUGUAAAGAAAAGUGGUUGGAAUGGGGAGGUGGAGAUGGUGGAGGUUGAAGGAGAAGAUCAUUGCUUUCAUAUCUUCAAUCCUGAAACAGAGAAAGCAAAGGAUCUGAUAAAGCGUAUAGCUUCUUUUAUUUCACACUAA
Fraxinus pennsylvanica is the source of this 969-nucleotide messenger RNA. Lineage: Eukaryota; Viridiplantae; Streptophyta; Magnoliopsida; Lamiales; Oleaceae. The record is from the annotation of a GenBank genome assembly.